AUGGACACUGCUCCAGGACUCUUUGAGGCCUCCUCUUCUACCUCUGCACUACCCUACGACGACACAGUACCAUACGAAGACCAAGUAUCCGCUGCUCCAGAUGUCCUCGAGCCCAGCGACUCCGGCCGGUCUCUUGCCGACCGUAUUGGCACUACCAAGGUCUACCUGCUCUCCGAUGCGUCCAAAUCGCGGGUCGGAAAGCGUAAACACGGAGCCUCAGACGAUGAAGAAUCGGGAAACGAUGUAGACAUGGCCGAACUAGAACACUCGGCUAUACGGGACAAUGCAAUCCUCUUGCACGGCAGCCCAAUCUCUCACCUGCCCACCUCCAACAUCUUUGCAUACGCGACAAACUUCGAUGCGCACCCGCUCGGGCUCGAAUGGAUCGAUGACACAACAUGUGUACUGGUCUUCGAGUCAAAGAGCGCCGCUCGCUCCGCCUUCCGCACCCUGCAGAAGUCCGUGGCGGAGGAACCCUCUCUAGACGACGGUUCUAUCACCGCAAAGCCGAUCCCCGUCACCAUAUGGCCCGCGGAGUAUCGCAUAAGCGCGACGCUCGGGAAAGGCGACGGCCUCAAGGGCAUCUUGCGCAUGCGGUGGGCAAAGGUGGAGGACGUGAAGAAGAAGGGCGCGCGGGACCAGAGCCAGUUUUACAAGAAGUACGGACAGGAGGCGGGAAAGAGCUUGGAAGAGGGUCCACGGCCGGCAAAGAGACGCCGCGGCCCCCUGGAGUCCGAUGCUCUGAAGAAGGCGAUCCUAGACGAGGAGCUGGACCGAUUCCUCGCCUCAGACGAAGAAGCACAACGACCAACCACCCCACCCUCACGGAUGCGCUCCGACUUCAUUGGAGAUCGCGGAAAGACGCUCCUCGAACGAACGGAGGGAGGGCUAGCCUCGAGGUUGAUCGCACCUCUUCCCCGGCGGGGACGCUCGCAGCGAGACGGGGAUCACCGGUCUUGGGACAGAGGGAAGGAGGUCGAGGGUUACGAGGAAACCUUCGAGCCACGAUCGCGACGCGGUCCAAGACGUGAGGAAGGGAGGCGUUCGAGGAGGGAGCCCCGCGCGAGGGCUACUCAAGCGGACUUGGAUGCAGAGCUGGAUGCUUUCUUGAACGAGAAGCUGUAACUAUUACACGCACUGUGGUGAUUAUGCCUGGAUGCUCUAUGUACUGUAAGAUGGUCUGUACUGUAUUCCCCACUCAGAUGCUUCAUAAACCCCGAGGGUUUAUUUCUUGUAUCCACGACGCACCUGAGAAUGAGUUUAACGUCCGAGCUCAUAGGUAAGGCUGCAAACAUACAAGCACGUAUGACGUAACGGCUCAGGUUAUCUACUUCGGCGCAAUGGUUUUGAGUUGUAGACCAUGAAUGCCCUGGAUCUCUUCCUUGAGGGUCUGGUUCACGAGCCGCUGUUGUUUGACCAGAGGCAAGCCCUUGAACUCCUCGCUGGCUAUGAUGAUCUGGUAGAACGUCCCGCAACCUCCGGAGACAUCCUCCACCACCAGCUCGGAGGGCUUGAACUUCUCCGUCAGCUUCUCGUGUAUAACGCGCUCCCCGUCCGUCGAGAACUUCGUCUGGGCGGACGAGUACCACCGCGCCACCGCAGGAAGGCGCACAGCCAAUUGCGGCCGCGCUAUUCGUCGAGUCAGAGCGAGAGCGAGCAUCUGGAACGCAGCUGG
Messenger RNA from Trametes versicolor FP-101664 SS1, 1675 nucleotides. RefSeq lists its product as uncharacterized. Gene Ontology annotation, cellular component: nucleus; cytosol. The record is from RefSeq and is a predicted model, not a curated record. The coding region runs from base 1 to 1125 and encodes 374 amino acids. The transcript has 5 exons. Gene Ontology annotation, molecular function: mRNA binding; RNA 7-methylguanosine cap binding. Lineage: Eukaryota; Fungi; Basidiomycota; Agaricomycetes; Polyporales; Polyporaceae.